This is a messenger RNA of Leptosia nina, 1371 nucleotides long. NCBI's taxonomy places the organism in Eukaryota, Metazoa, Arthropoda, Insecta, Lepidoptera, Pieridae. The record is from the annotation of a GenBank genome assembly.
AUGGACUGCUACGUCCCAAACAACCCGCAGUUCGGGGAAUGCUGCCACACGCUCUGCUGCGAUCCGCUGCAGCCCUGCUCCUGCGACCAGAUCAGGGAGCUGUCUGAACAGUGCUGCCAGGAAAACGAGAACUGUUGUCCGGAAAAUGGGGAGGAAUUGAAUGCACUGGGCGAUUCGAUCGCUCCGUGCGACGUCAACCUCGGGGAUGUGAAUGAGCAGGGCUGGACGUCGGAAGACAUGGGCUCCUUUUCCCUUCCUUCGCUGGAGCUGGACCCUCUGCCCUCGCUGUUCCCCUUCUCGCCGUGUCCUGGAUACAACAGGAACUCGGGUGGGGAGUGCCGCGAGAGGACAGGGGGAGAGGCAGCUGACGUCCUCCUCUCUCUGAAACAUGCCGUAGUCCAUAGCGACUGCACGGAGGGCGUUCACCCACAGAUGAUGGUGAACAGCGGCACUGGUUAUCCGUACUACGAGCACUAUGCUGGCGCACCGAUCUUCCCCACGAUGAGCGUCAAUGUGUCCAUGAAUAUGACGAUGCACGGUUGUCAGCCUGAUCAACUUUGCUCACAGGUACAAUGGAAUCAAAACGCAAAUACACCGUCCGUCAAUGUAGUCUACCCUCCGCCACAGAACAACCCCACCUCGUACCCAUCCGCCACGUAUUCCUUUACCGCCGAUUUCCGACCUCCAAACCAAUCAGAUCCACUUAUCACAGCCUCCUCCACUUUCAAACCGUUACACCUUCAAAACGCCCAGAAAACUCCCAACUAUAUUUUCCAACAAAAGCCCAGUUUUUCCCAAAAAAUGGGAGUCCUCAAACGGUCACCCACGAAAUCAUAUCAAGAAAGUCAGAAAGAGAUGUCGAAUGGGUAUCUUCUUAAUCAUCAGAACCAAAUGCACCCACAGGAGUAUGGGUACAGUUCGUGUAUCAAUUCUUCGGGGAAAGUCCAAGUUGGAGCUCUAAGCGGUUCAGACGAGGACGAACAGAAGCCCAACCUCUGCCGAAUAUGUGGCAAGACCUACGCUCGUCCUAGCACAUUGAAAACCCACCUUCGCACUCAUUCCGGGGAACGGCCUUACAGAUGCGCCGAUUGCAAUAAAAGCUUCUCUCAAGCCGCGAAUCUUACUGCUCAUGUGAGGACACAUACUGGCCAAAAGCCAUUUAGGUGUCCCAUUUGUGACAGAAGGUUUAGUCAGAGUUCUAGUGUGACGACCCAUAUGAGGACUCAUUCUGGAGAAAGACCAUACCAAUGUCGAUCGUGCAAAAAGGCGUUCUCAGACAGUUCGACGUUGACGAAACACCUCCGAAUCCACUCUGGGGAGAAGCCAUACCAGUGCAAGUUGUGUUUACUCAGGUUUGAAGUUUUAUACUAG